AUGAUCAGAACCUCCAGAAGUGCCAUCCAGGCGGUCAGAACGCUUCGCAUCACGACCAACAGCGAGUUCAAGACGCCCUUUGUGCCCCUCACCGCCGAUGGAUUCCUGCAGGCAAUCGGAAACACGCCGCUCAUCCGGUUACCCCGGAUUUCUGACUCUAUCGGCAGAAACGUCUACGGUAAAGCUGAGUUCAUGAACCCUGGCGGUUCCAUCAAGGACCGUGCGGCCAAGUUCAUUUUGGAUGAUGCCGAGGCUAAAGGAUUGGUCAAGCCAGGUGGCACAAUCGUCGAAGGUACAGCUGGAAACACCGGUAUUGGAUUGGCUCACGUUUGCCGUCUGAGAGGCUACAACUGUGUGAUUUACAUGCCCAACACGCAAUCGCAGAAUAAAAUCGAGACUUUGCGCCUUUUGGGCGCCGAGGUCUACCCUGUUCCUGCUGUUGCAUACGACAAUCCUGAAAACUACAACCACCAAGCCAAAAGACACGCUGAGAGACUCGACAAUGCCGUCUGGACAAACCAGUUCGACAACAUUGCCAACAGACAGGCGCAUAUCGAAGGCACGGGUCCUGAGAUCUGGGCUCAGUUGGACGGCAAGGUGGAUGCAUGGACCUGCUCGACUGGUACUGGUGGUACCUUUGCUGGUGUUACCCGCUAUUUGAAGCUGAUGGAUGAAAAGGUCAAGUGUGUCUUGGCGGACCCACCAGGAUCUGUUUUGUACUCUUACAUCAAGAGCAACGGUAAGGAGAUUGUGAGAGGCGGCUCCUCUUUCACUGAAGGUAUCGGGCAAGGCAGAGUGACGGACAACUUGAAGCCUGAGAUUGACCUUUUGGACGAGGCCAUCAAAGUCUCCGACGAAAAGUCGAUUGCGAUGCUCUAUAGAUUGCUUGACGAAGAGGGUAUUUAUGUCGGAGGCACGUCGGGGUUGAACGUUGUUGCAGCCAUGGAAGUGGCGCAGACGUUGCCAGAGGGAUCCAACGUCGUGACGGUCUUGUGUGACAGUUGCCACAAGUACGCUGACCGGGUCUUCCUGCAGGAGUGGCUUAAGAGCAAGAGCUUGUGGGACGCUAUUCCCGAGCGCUUGCAAAAGUACGCUGUUCUUCCAUAG
This is a messenger RNA of Candidozyma duobushaemuli, 1107 nucleotides long. RefSeq lists its product as uncharacterized. NCBI's taxonomy places the organism in Eukaryota, Fungi, Ascomycota, Pichiomycetes, Serinales, Metschnikowiaceae. Gene Ontology annotation, cellular component: cytoplasm. Gene Ontology annotation, molecular function: pyridoxal phosphate binding; cysteine synthase activity. The transcript has a single exon. The record is from RefSeq and is a predicted model, not a curated record. The coding region runs from base 1 to 1107 and encodes 368 amino acids.